GGUGGGUUGAGAGGAUUAGCAUCAUCGUGGAGCAGUGAAGCGGCGGCGGCGGCAACAAUAGCAGGAGAAGCGUGAAGACACCAGGAUGUCAGGGAUAGACAACCCAAACUUCCAGAACGACACGUAUACCAACGGUGUGGUGGUGUGCAUAGACGACCCCAGCCACCACCCAACCCGGGUGGUGGUGGUGGGUGCUGAGGGAGACCAGUAUCCUCCUGAUGGAGCACAAGGAAACAGUGGUUCGUAUAGUCUCCCCAUCAGCGAGAGAGACACAACUUCUCCAGGAGAUAUUAAGGCCCCUUCCAGAGGACGAGGAACAUCAUGAAGAAGAUACAAAAUUCCUCACUUUCCUUCCCUGUUACCCAGACAUUAACAAGACCAUCAACAACCUCAAGCAGAGUGUUGUGGUGAAGAAGUGGUUGUGGCGGGUGUUGUUGAUGGUGUUGUGUGCACUCUACACAACUUACUUUAUAACUGUACUCGUCGUUCCCACCAAGAUAGAGGAGACGAGCUACUGGUGUCAGGGAGACGGAUUCCUUAUCAUCAUCACAGCCAUUGUCGUCUGUGGACUCUUCUACUUCCACGUGGUGAAGCCGCUGUGGGGAGCCUUUCUCUACGACAGAGUGAUCAAACUUGUGGUUGCUCUCUGUGGCAAGGUGUGGUUGAACAGGUGGGUGCGGUGGGUGGUGUAUGUGAUGCUGGUGGGUGCUGUGGUGAUCUUCCUGGUGGUGGACGCUAGGGAAGACCCACGUCGUCUCAUCUCUCUCUUUGGCAUCGUGGUUCUUCUGGUGUUCGGGUUCGUCUUCUCAGUGGCUCCUCGUAAGAUACGGUGGCGUCACAUUGCCUGGGGUAUGGGUCUACAGUUCCUGCUGGGUGUUGCUAUCCUGAGGUGGCCGCUAGGGCAGGCAGUGUUCCAGUGUGCUGGCGACAAGGUCUCCACCUUCCUCGCCUUCACUGACUCUGGCUCCUCCUUCGUCUUCGGUCCUCUAGUCUCUAAACAACAUAUAUUCGGCUUCAAGGUGUUGUCGGUGAUCUUGUUCUUCAGCUUCUGCAUCCAGAUCUUGUAUUACUGGGGAGUGAUGCAGUGGGUGGUGAUCAAGCUGGGCUGGUUCCUGCAGGUCACAGUGGGCACCACUGCCUGUGAGAGUGUCAACGCUGCUGCCAACAUCUUCCUCGGUCAGACGGAGGCGCCGCUGCUGAUCAAGCCGUAUAUUACAAUAAUGACCAAGUCAGAGCUGCAUGCUGUCAUGACGGGAGGCUUCGCUACCAUCGCUGGCUCCGUCCUCGCAGCUUACAUCAGCUUCGGCGUCGACGCUGCUCACCUGCUCUCCGCCUCCGUCAUGAGCGCCCCGGCAGCUCUCGCCUUCGCUAAGCUCUUCUACCCAGAGACCAAACAAUCCAAGACCAGCGUCAAGGAUAUAAAGAUCAUUAAAGGAGACGAGGCCAACUGGCUGCAUGCUGCCAUGUUAGGAGUGACUAACGCCAUCCCGCUGGUGGCAAACAUCGCCGCCAACCUCAUUGCUUUCUACGCCUUCAUCUCCCUCUGCAGCAGUGUGUUUGACUGGUCGUGUACUUUGGCCGGCGCUGAGCCCGGGGUGUGCUCGCUCGAGAGUUUGUUUGGAUGGAUCUUCAUGCCGCUGGCCUGGGUGAUGGGCGUCGACUGGUCAGAGUGUGACAGAGUCGGGGAACUUAUCGGCAUCAAAACUAUAAUCAACGAGUUUGUGGCUUAUUCCAAACUCUCCGAGAUGAAGAAAGCCAAGCAGCUCUCGAAACGUGCAGAAAUCAUCGCCACGUACGCUCUGUGUGGCUUCAGCAACAUCAGUUCAAUUGGCAUCUGUCUGGGUGGGUUUGGCUCCAUGGCUCCAGACCGCAAGGCUGACCUGGCCAAGGUGGUGGUUAGAGCCAUGAUCGCUGGCAGCUGUGCCUGCUUCCUUACAGCCUGUGUUGCAGGUCUUUAUGCUUGUUUGAGGUCUUAUAUCUCGCUGGUCUUUACUCCGGCACUGGUCUUUACUCCGGCACUGGUCUUUACUCCGGCACUGGUCUUUACUCCGGCACUGUCUUUACUCCGGCAUCUUACUCGGCAUGGUCUUUACUCCGGCACUGGUCUUUACUCCGGCACUAGUCUUUACUCCGGCACUGGUCUUUACUCCGGCACUGGUCUUUACUCCGGCACUAGUCUUUACUCCGGCACUGGUCUUUACUCCGGCACUAGUCUUUACUCCGGCACUGGUCUUUCACCUCCAGAUAUUCUAAGGUUUGCAGUUGCUGGAUUCAAUUCCAGUAGACAUUUUCAUGGAGUAUAUACAACUGUCAAAGAGCUAUUGCAGUAUUUUCCAUGA
Cherax quadricarinatus is the source of this 2339-nucleotide messenger RNA. NCBI's taxonomy places the organism in Eukaryota, Metazoa, Arthropoda, Malacostraca, Decapoda, Parastacidae. The record is from RefSeq and is a predicted model, not a curated record.